Messenger RNA from Cryptomeria japonica (Japanese cedar), 6738 nucleotides. RefSeq lists its product as uncharacterized. The record is from RefSeq and is a predicted model, not a curated record. NCBI's taxonomy places the organism in Eukaryota, Viridiplantae, Streptophyta, Pinopsida, Cupressales, Cupressaceae. The transcript is spliced from 5 exons. Bases 2070 to 3098 code for a protein of 342 amino acids.
GCGUACGACGUUCCUUUGCUUAAUUGGGGUAAUGUGCCUGCAAUACUGAUUUCUCCAUCACAAUGCACCUUUCUUUUCAUUAAGAAACAUAAAAAAAUUCUUAAACUUUUUUCCUCCGAGCUCUGUUAUCUUUGAUGUUAUCGUGUGGCAUUGAUAUCUGGCGGCUUUCUAGGGGUUUUCUCUGCGAGUAAAGAUUUUCUCUUAUUUUAGUUCGUGGAUCUGUACACUGCUUCUCCAGUGUAAAUUUCGCAAACAAAGAAUGAAGGCAAUUUCUUAAAAAGAAACAUAAAUCAAAGAUCAAUGGACCACGUGUGGAAUGUUGCUUUGCUUACAAUGGGAUUUUAUUCUGCAUUGAUCGAUGGUACACUUGCCCGAUAUGAGUAGAAAACAUUUUGGGGGAUUUCGUAACCAGAUCCAAAUUUACUACUUCAGGACACACCGAGAGGGUGCUGGCUUUCAGAGGCUCUCGGUUUGUUUUAAAACUAAACAGGGUUUCCAAAUAUGCGCCUCUAUACGGCGAGUAGGCUAUCACAUGCAUCUAUAUUGUUAUUGUUUCAAGAGGAUUCAAUUGCCUCCUCUUUCUAAGGUUUCAAAGAACAUAAAUAUGAGGAAUAUAAAACGGCUUCUAGGUUGGAGACAGAGUAAACCUACAGAAUCCAAUAGAUUUACAAGAGCAUACCUGCUUCUGUUGGAUUGCAGGUCCAGAACCCUCUAGCACGACUUGGGCUGCUUUGGAAGAAAUAAAGGUGGAAGGCUUUACAAAACCUCUCUACCUUGCAGAGCAAGCCCUGGAUCAUUACCUUGUGUAUGUUUGACAGCCAAUACCAUGCUUUUAUGAGUUUGCAGAGUUAUGAGGUCUUUGUCAGCCCUCCCAUAGCUUUCAUUGAUUAUAGCCUUCAAUAAAAUGGAAAAAGCAGAAUGGUCUAGCCCAUAUGCAAACUAACAACAUCCAGCUCUUUCUGGCCAAAACGAAUCAACGUAGAGCAGGCAAAGUGAGGUUGGAUUUUGUUCAGCCAUUUUUUCAUGGCUUAAAAUUCAUUACCCAAUUCACUUACAGUAAUGGGAAAAUCCCUAGCUGACUUAGACAAUUCAGGGAGGGCAAGAAGGUUCAUAGGAGCUGCUAUUACUUGUUUUUCAACAAAUAAUCAAGUGCCGUUAACUUAAAUCCUAAUAGAAGGGGAAAACUUAUAAUAUUUAUACUCACAUUUCGUAGAUUCAGAUUUAAUAGCUUUAUAUUUACACCUUUGAGCAAAUUAUUAUAUAUUUCAUGUAUGCAAUAUAUCUUUUCAUCUACUCUCAGCAUUCUACAUUUAUAGUCAAUAUCUUGAUGAAGAAAGCUUUUCUUUGAUAAUGAGCAGUGCUCAAAUUUUAUUUCUUCUACCAAUUCACAUUCAAGUGCUUUUAAGUAUUUAAUUUAAAACCUGUUAGUGGGGGAAGGUUUAUUUGAUAAUAUUUGUGCUCACAUUCUAUAGUUUCAGAUUUAACAUCUUCAUACUAUAUUUUUUUCUGUCUAAAGAUAUUGGAGGUCACAAGGGAGAACUUCUUUCCAUUCAAUAUAUUCAACUUAGAAAUCAUUUAAGCCAGAUUCAAACAUAAUAAUCAACACUAAUAAUCUUAAAGAGUCUACAUAACAAGUGAGAAAUAUGUAAGAAAAUAUAUGGAGCAAUCUUCAUUGUAAAUAGAGGGGAACAGAGUGAGAUGGUUGGAAGCUAGUUCUAUGGGGGAGGAGUGCAGGGGAUCUUUGGAAUGGAAUGGAAUGGCAGACCAACGCUGCCAAAUGAAAGAGACUCUCAAUGAAAUUUCUUGGGGAAGGUCACUGGGAGAUCAAGAGGGAGUGGAAAGAAACGUUCCCAGAGCACAAGUGCCAUCAGGUGAUUCUCAACAGCGAGAGUUGAGGAUGCACACCAACUGUUUGAGGAAAUGUCAGAAAGAAGUGUGGCCUCGUGGAAUGCCAUGCUUGUAGGAUCGUUGUCAUAUCGUUGAAUCUAACCGGUUUUUAGUAGUAACAACUAUAGCAAAUUUCUGAUGCAAUCACAAUAUAAGAAAACAUACGAAUGAUUUAGUCUUGAAUGGAGCGGGAAUGGAAAAGGGAACCCACAAUGGGAGGUCGCUGGAGAUUUCAGACGAGGGAUUCCUUUACCUAUCCUCGGUGGGAUCGUUUUGACAGUUGGGGGAUCAGGGACGGCAGGUCACGGCAUAGGCAGAAUAACUACCAGAGAAAUCCAAGGGCCAUAAACAAUCACUUGCAAUGGCAGAGGCAGAGAAGGGUUUUCCAGAAACAACCCGUUUUUGACAUGUGUGGCUCAGAGUCUCCACUGUGUAAGCACUGCACCUACCCCAAUAACAUUCCCAUUAAGGGGAAUGGAGUCCCUUUCAACCCAAAUGCACAGAAGGAGGUUUCUCAAAAGAUGAACAAGGACCCACGGAGGCUGAUCGAUAGGUACACAAAUCAUUUUCCCAACGUACAGGCUGAGUGGGAGAACCAAAGAAAACUUCAUCCUACUCUACAGCAAGCUGUUCACUCAGAAGGUGGAGACCAUAGUAAAAUUAUUGGGAAUGGAGUCUCUUUCAACUCAAAUGCACAGAAGGAGGCUUCACAAAAGAUGAACAAGGACUCACAGAGGCUGUUCGAUAGGAACACAAAUCGUUCCCCUAACGGACAGGCUGGGUGGGAGAACCAAAGACAGCUUCAUCCUAUUCUACACCAAGUUGUUCAACCAGAAAGCGGAGACCAUAGCAUAUUUAUUCUCGAAAGGAUGAUUAAUGCUCAGGUAGAAGACCUAAAAUCUCGGGCCCUAAUCGGUAAGAUAGUUGAUUUUGUCCCUGAUCAGAAUUUUAUUUGUCAAUGGGUGGGAAAGAAUUGGGAAGGGGUUACGGAUUCCUUUUGUAUAGAUAAUGGGGAGGGGUUUUUCAUGGUACUUUUUGAAGACAAUGAGUCACGAGAUAGGAUCCACAGAAAAAAGGACUGGUUUAUUGCUGGUAGAGGCUUGAUUACUCAGAUCUGGUAUCCAAACUUCAUUCCCAGCCAAAGUUUUUGUUCCAUUGUCCCGGUGUGGAUCUCCUUCCCUUCUCUGCCUCUGGAAUAUAGGGACACAUAGAUCUUAGAAGUGAUGGGUAAUUCUCUGGGUAUAUUUUUAAGAUUGCAACUCUUGGUAUUCGAGGACUGUAGCAAUUCUACUAGGAUCUGUAUUCUUAAGGAUGCUAAGAAGAAAUGGCAUUCUUAAGGAGCUCCAUUAUCCAAAAUAUCAAAGACCGAAUUGCAUCAUGGAGGCCAGAUGGUUAUCUUUGGCUGGAAGGAUUCUUUUGGUUAAAGCCAUUCUUAGCUCUAUUCCGAAUUAUGUGAUGACAGUCCUCCUUGCCCCUAGGGGGGUUUUAGAAUCAAUUAAGAAAUGCCUUCGGGAUUUCAUAUGGAAAGGCAAUUUAGACGACAAGAAAAAGAUUGUGUUGAUCUCAUGGGAGAAAAUGUGUUUACCAAGGUCUCAUGGUGGCGUAGGGACCCAUAAUCUUCUAGACAGAAAUCUUAGUCUAGGGGCCAAGUUGGCCUGGAAAUUUUAUGAGAAUCCAUCAGCUCUUUGAGCAAGAAUAAUUAGGAUUAAAUACUUGGACUCAGAUGAGCCGGAAAGAAUAUUCACCAUGAGGAAUCCUCUGGGGAUCUGCAACGUGGAAUCUAUUGGUAAAGAGUAGGGUACUUCUUCUUGCUUACCUUUCAUGGGAGAUAAAUUCAGCAUCCAAAGCUCUCUUUUGGAGAGAAUCUUGGAAUGGUCUCCCCCCUCUUGACUCAAUGGGUAAAUUUCCUAAUGCUCAGGCUGAUUUGGAGAGGUUGUGGGGUAAGAAGGUUUGUGAUUAUCUUUCCUUUUCCGUGGCAGAUGGUGUAGUCAGGGCUAAGUGGAAGGAUAUACCGGAUGGUGUGAUCCCAGCAGAGGAAAAAGAUGAACUUGUUAAUAUCUUAAAUCAGAGGUCGGUCUUUGUUUCCAAUGAGGAAGAUAAAUUAAUUUGGGCAUUUAGUAAAAGUGGAAAAUAUUUGGUUAAGGAAGGGUAUCUUUCACUGUCAAAGGGUGUGUAUCCAGCGAAAUCUAGAGAACGUUCCUUUUGUUGGCAUGAUGUGGUUCUUCCUAAGGCUGGUGCAUUCUUAUGGCUAGCUUUACAUAAUCGUAUUCUCACUGGUGAUCGACUGCACAGAUUGGGUAUCUCUGAUAAUUUUUUGUGUGUUUUGUGUUGCAAUUUAGAGAAGAUGCAGAUCACUUGCUUCUCACUUGUGACUUUGCUUGGAAAUGUUGGGGUGCAGUGUUGGAUAAACUAGGUUGGACUGCUCCGAUUCCUAGUUCUCUUUCCCAAUGGGUGAAUGGGUGGCCUUUAUUGCAUAAAAGCUCCUUCUUUGCAGCUAUUUGGAGGAUUAUUCCAGCACUUGUGGUAUGGGGGAUUUGGUGGGAGCGUAAUAAGAGGAUAUUUAUGAAAGAGGUCAUGGAGAUUGACAAGGCGUGUGGUCUUAUGGAGCAGUCGAUCACAGAAUGUGUGAAUUCUUAUGUUUCAAGGACAAAAAAUCUAUCGUCUACAUUCUCUUCUUUUGAUUCCAAAAUACUUAACAACUAGAAGAAGAUUUCUAUUCCUUUCUGAGGGGUAUUGGUGGGAAAAGCAUCCAAAAAGGAUAUUAGAAACCAAGUUAGGUGGCAAUGUCCUUCAGAUUCAUAUGUUAAGUUAAACUUCGAUGGGGCUUCCAAAGGAAACCCAGGCAGAUCGGGUGUAGGCUGUGCUAUUCGGGAUUUCUCAGGCAAGUUCUUGAAAGCUUUUUACUCCCGACUCACUGAUGGCUUUAAUAAUCUUGCUGAGGCUAGAGCUCUCUUGGAGGGUAUCAGAUUGUCUCUAGCCAUGGGUAUAAGAAAGAUACACAUUGAAGGGGAUUCCCAAGUUGUCGCAUCUGCAUUAUCUUCUUGCUCUAUAGUAUCAUGGGAUCUUCAAUAUGUUCUCCGGGAAGUCUGGAGGCUCCUACCACGAUUUCAUUCAUACAAGUUUUCUCACUGCUACAGAGAGGCGAACCAAGUUGCUGAUCACCUUGCUAAUUUGGGUGUUAAUUUGGAGCAGGGGUCCGUAGUGGUUGAAGGUUCCAAUGUGGCGAAAUUGUUUACUAAUUCCAGCUUGUCAGCUGGCAUGUUGGGUGAAGUGCCUACCUGGAGAUGACAUCACAAAUUCAUAUAAUGUCGUCCAAUUUCCAUUUCAAUCUGAAUCUCAGAGCUCUCUGUAUGGAUGGCCACUUGAAGGAGGCUCUUCACAUUCUAUUUACUUCAUACAAUUUGGUAAAAUCUUCUACAUAUCUUCAACUAUUGCAGGCCUAUAUUUCCAAGAAAGCCCUUUCAGAGGGUAAGAAAAUCCACUCUUACAUCAACAGCAGAGGUUUUACAUUUGCUAUAAUUAGUCUCAGUCUCAGUCUCAGUCGCAUCUACAUUCAGAAUCUUGUAGAAAAAUUAUAUAGGAUUGAAGUUAAGAUUCUUAUCUUUCUACCAUGAGUACUUUAGUCUCAGUCGCAUCUACAUUCAGGGUAAUGUAGAAAUCUAGGCGUGGAAGAAUGAAAAUGAAUGUAUGUGAGGUUUAGCUUAAUAAGAGAUUGGAGGGCGCUAAAGAAGUGCAUGGUAAGGUACAGGGGAAGUAAAAAAUAUCUGAACAGAGAACAAAGAAAAGGGUACGACACACUGGCUGGAGACGAACAGGAGCAGCAACAACACUGAGCAAUUACAAACAAACCUGAAAGUGGAGAGAAGUCUGCAAAGAAAUCACAAGGGCGUUAAAAUGCUUGCCAAAAUUCUCUACAGAAUACAAAACUUGAGGGCAUAGAUUGCCCUCAUAAACCCAAGAAAAUCUGAAAAUUAAACUGCAUUGAUGACGAAGAGCAGUGAAAGAAACAACAUGGAGGGUAUCUGAAUUGGUCUAACGAUAUCUUUUCAAGGGGAAACAAAAAAAUUGGUUUUAGUUUUCUGGAAACACGAUAUACAUGUCAAUGUAUGACCAAAGUGAGGAUGCACACAAAGUGUUUGAGUUCACUUUCUUCACUAUUCUCUCUGUGUGUUCUGAGGUCACAUCUGUAAAACAUGGUUUGAAAAUCCAUGGGAAGAUAACAAGAUGCGGGUUUCAAUCUAAUGUUAACAUGGUGAAUACCCUGGAGUGAAUGUUUGCAAAUUAGGGUAACAUAGAGAAGGCGUGCGAACUAUUUGAUAAAAUGCCUAACAUAGACACGGUUUCCUGGAAUGCAAUGAUUACAGCAUAUGCACAAAAUGCUGCUCUUGAUGAGGCUCUGCAACUUUUCCAAGAAAUUCCGCAACCUAUUUUGAUUUCAUGGAAUGCAAUGAUUUCUGGAUAUGCACAAAAUUUGCUUGUUGAAAAAAGCCCUGGAGAUGCUAAAGCAAAUGCAGUACAUGUUUGCAAAAUGUGGAAGCAUGCAGAAGGCACGUGAUUUGUUUGAUUAUAUGAUUCAAAGGGAUGUUAUCUCAUGGACAUCAAUCAUUGUUGGAUAUACACAAAAUGGGCUUAUGCUUAUUCCGCAAUGCCCCACUUAUCUGGGAGUGAUUACUCGGAUGUAUUUGAGCAAGGAUAGGAGGUUUUCUUGUUGGCUUCUUUCCUCCUUGAGCUUUUGAACCAGUUUCUCAAUCAAUAAAGUAUGGUGGCUUGCCACUUUUAUUUUAACACAAAUUGAAGAAAAAAAAUAAAAUAAAAGAUAUUCGAACAUGGAUCUCCAACUGAAAACCCUAU